Protopterus annectens (West African lungfish) is the source of this 6574-nucleotide messenger RNA. It is a transcript of the gene ZSWIM8, whose product is annotated as zinc finger SWIM-type containing 8. NCBI's taxonomy places the organism in Eukaryota, Metazoa, Chordata, Ceratodontiformes, Protopteridae. Gene Ontology annotation, molecular function: zinc ion binding. Gene Ontology annotation, cellular component: Cul2-RING ubiquitin ligase complex. The transcript is spliced from 26 exons. The coding region runs from base 280 to 5826 and encodes 1848 amino acids. The record is from RefSeq and is a predicted model, not a curated record.
UGACGUCAGUCGUGACAACAGUGGGGUCCCGUCAGCCGUGGGAAUCUAUUCACGACCAUAGGAUAAUGUGGGGGAGCACUUAAUAAUAUGUAACCUAUGGCUGCAAAUACCGGGGACACAAAAAUAUGUCAUUUUUGUUUUGAGCUUCUGCUUGUUCUGACAGUAUUUCUUCCGUUUUGUUUUUGUGAGUGUUUUUAGUGCUUUCAAACCUUUUAUAGCUACCUAAGUUUCACAACCUUUUUGGAAGCAUUUGAAACACACACAUAUUUUUUUUAUUGUAUGCAUGUGUUGCUGGAUGUGAUGGAACUCAUGUUUGCCGAGUGGGAAGACGGAGAAAGAUUUUCUUUUGAUGAUUCCGAUAGAUUUGAAGAAGAUUCUCUUUGCUCCUUUAUUUCUGAAGCAGAAAGCUUAUGUCAGAACUGGAGAGGAUGGAGAAAACAGUCUGCUGGGCCCAACUCCCCCACCAUUAAAGUAAAAGCAGAUGGGCAGGUGAUUCCCUUGGUAGAGCUGUCAGCCAAACAGGUAGCAUUUCACAUUCCAUUUGAGGUAGUGGAGAAAGUCUACCCACCAGUUCCAGAGCAGCUACAGUUGCGUAUUGCCUUUUGGAGCUUUCCAGAGAAUGAGGAAGACAUCAGGUUGUACUCCUGCCUCGCAAAUGGCAGUGCUGAUGAAUUCCAAAAAGGGGAGCAGUUAUUCAGGAUGCGAGCUGUCCGAGAUCCAUUGCAGAUAGGUUUCCAUUUAAGUGCUACAGUGACUCCUCCUCAGGUGGUCCCUCCUAAAGGGGCAUAUAACGUAGCUGUGAUGUUUGAUCGAUGUCGGAUCACCUCCUGUAGCUGCACUUGCGGGGCUGGUGCUAAGUGGUGUGCCCAUGUUGUUGCUCUUUGUCUUUUCAGAAUACACAAUGCAUCAGCUGUUUGUUUGAGAGCACCUGUUUCAGAGUCGCUUUCUCGACUUCAGCGUGAUCAGCUUCAGAAAUUUGCACAGUACUUAAUAAGUGAACUUCCCCAGCAGAUCCUUCCAACAGCACAACGACUCUUGGAUGAAUUGCUCUCAUCUCAGUCCACUGCCAUAAAUACUGUGUGUGGAGCUCCUGAUCCUACUGCUGGUCCGUCUGCCUCAGAUCAGAGCACCUGGUACCUGGAUGAAUCCACCCUUAGCGACAAUAUUAAGAAAACACUUCAUAAGUUCUGUGGGCCCUCUCCGGUUGUGUUCAGUGAUGUGAACACUAUGUACCUUUCAUCCACUGAACCACCAGCCGCUGCAGAAUGGGCAUGUCUUUUGAGACCUCUCAGAGGGAGAGAACCUGAGGGUAUCUGGAACCUACUGUCCAUAGUCAGGGAGAUGUUUAAGCGUAGGGAUACCAAUGCAGCUCCCUUGCUGGAGAUCCUUACGGAACAGUGCUUGACAUAUGAACAGCUAACUGGUUGGUGGUACAGUGUCCGAACAUCUGCUUCUCAUAGCAGUGCUAGUGGUCACACUGGGCGCAGUAAUGGCCAGUCUGAGGUGGCUGCUCAUGCUUGUGCUAGCAUGUGUGAUGAAAUAGUUGUCCUUUGGAGACUUGCUGUUUUGGAUCCUACCAUCAGCCCUAAGAGGCGCAUGGACUUGUGCACACAACUCAAGCAGUGGCAUAUGAAGGUGAUUGAGAUUGUGAAGAGGGGACAACAUCGCAAAUCACUCGAUAAGUUAUUUCAGGGAUUUAAACCUGCUGUAGAAGCCUGUUACUUUAGCUGGGAAGAUGCAUAUCCCCUUCCUGGCAUCACUUACAGCAGUACAGACAAAAAGAACACUUUCUGCUGGGCCAAAAUUAUCCAGCGCAAAACCAGUAAAACACAGAACAUAGAAAGUGGUGGGGAGGCUGCCUUUGCAGCCAGCAGACUACAGGGACAAGAGACAUCAGGGACAUCACAGCAGCCAGGAGAAAGAUAUCGUCCAUCAGCUCAGGAGUUGACAGUCAGGCCCAAGGAUGGCCUGGGGAAGAGGAAAGCUACCUCAGAUUCUUCUCGUGGCAGCUUGGUCCGGACUGCUUUAGAAAGUGAAAAGUGCAUCUAUAAGUCUAUGAUAGACAAAGUGAAACUACCUCAGGGAAAGUCAUCUGUAAACAAGCAUGUAGGAAAACGAAGGACUAGUAGUGAGGACAGUUCUCUUGAGCAUGACCUUGCAGAGUUAAACAUAGAUGAUGGCAACCUUGCUUUGGGAGCAGAAGCCAGCAAUACUUUUAACUUUGUUGAGGACUCUGCAACUAAUUAUAAAGAAGCAACAUAUGAUAAUGAAGGAGAGGGCUACUUUUCUGAGGAACUUGUUUGCAACCCCAGCAGACCAGUAUCCCCUACUAAAACAGAGAACGACCAAAUGGUGGGUAUUGGAAGUGGGGAUGAGGAUGAAGAGGAAGAUGAGGACGAGGAGGAGGAAGAAGACCCUGAUGGACUUAUUGAUGGUGGAGAGCUGAUUUUAAAGACUUUAGAAGCUGAAGAAGAGCAAGAAAAUGGUGAUGCUGAUGACUAUCAGGCAUAUUAUCUUGAUUCACAGGAAAUGGGUAGGGAGGAAGAGGAGGAGGAAAAGCUUGAAGGUGCCAAUGAAGAAGAACCAGAUAUUUUUGCUUGGAUAAAACCUUUGGAGCAGGAGAACAGGAUGGAGAUUCUUUUUGCCUGUGCAGAAGCUUUGUAUGCUCAUGGUUAUGGUACAGAAGCUUGUCGACUUGCAGUCGAGUUAGCUAGAGAUUUACUAGCUAAUCCUCCAGAUCUAAAGGUGGAGCAGCCACAGACAAAGGGGAAGAAGAACAAAGUUUCCACAACAAAGCAAACAGCUAUUGCUACCAACACUUUGUCAAAAGCAGCUUUUUUGCUCACUGUUCUGAGUGAGAGGGUGGAGUAUCAUAACUUGGCCUUCAACAUCGGCAUGUUUGCACUUGAGCUACAGAGACCCCCAGCGUCUACAAAAGCUUUGGAGGUGAAACUGGCAUAUCAGGAAUCUGAAAUUGUAGCAUUACUAAAAAAAAUCCCUUUGGGUAGCACUGAGAUGAACACCAUUCGAGAGAGGGCUAAGCAGUUGAGAGAUGGGAACUUCUGCGAUUACAGGCCUGUGCUCCCACUUAUGCUCGCCAGCUUUAUUUUUGAUGUCUUGUGCAUACCUGUUGUAUCUCCCACUGGAUCCAGGCCUCCUAGCCGAAAUCGAAAUAAUGAGAUGCCAGGAGAUGAAGAGCUUGGAGUCAUGGCUGCUGUUGCAGCACUAGGAAUGAAGACAACUGUGAGCGAAGCUGAACAUCCUUUGCUAUGUGAAGGUACAAGGAGAGAAAAGGGAGAUCUAGCUCUUGCUUUGAUGAUCACUUACAAAGAUGAUCACACAAAGUUGAAAAAGAUUCUAGACAAAUUACUUGAUCGAGAGAGCCAAACUCACAAACCUCAAACUCUGAGCUCCUUUUACUCUUCCAGUAAGCCAGCAGCAGUUAGUCAGAAAUCCCCCUCUAAACAUGCAACUCAGUCACCUACUGCUCUUCAGACGAUUGCAGGAGCAUCAACAUCUCAGCAAGCUAAUGCGCCGCCUGCUGUUCAUACCACCCCAGCUGAGAGCUUUCCGGAGAAGAGUUUGCAUGAAAAUGUCCAGAGUACCACCUGUGAACCUCUAGCAACAGAUUCCACAUCCUUCAAGCAGGAAGGCAAAGUACCUAGUAGGCUGGCACUUGGUGGUCGUGGGGCAUACAAUGGACGAAGUUGGGGUUCACCAGUUCGACAGAAGAAAAAACACACAGGAAUGGCAAGUAUUGACAGCAGCGCUCCAGAAACUACCUCUGACAGUUCUCCCACCUUGAGUCGUCGUCCUCUACGUGGCGGAUGGGCUGCUGCAACCUGGGGCCGUGGACAAGACAGUGACAGCAUCAGUAGCUCCUCUAGUGACUCAUUGGGGUCAUCCUCUUCCAGUGGCAGCCGAAGAGCCAGUGGUGGUGCCAGGGCAAAGAAUGCAGAUGUUGGCAGGUAUAAGGGAAGAAGACCAGAGAGCCAUGCUCCCCAUGUCCCCAAUCAGCCAUCAGAAGCAGCUGCACACUUUUAUUUUGAACUGGCCAAGACUGUCCUCAUAAAAGCUGGUGGGAAUAGUAGCACCUCCAUUUUUACUCACCCAUCAUCUAGUGGGGGACACCAGGGACCUCACCGUAAUCUUCAUCUCUGUGCCUUUGAGAUUGGCUUGUAUGCCCUAGGACUGCAUAAUUUUGUCUCUCCCAACUGGCUGUCUAGGACAUACUCCUCCCAUGUCUCAUGGAUUACAGGUCAGGCAAUGGAAAUUGGCAGUGCUGCUCUGAAUAUUUUGGUGGAAUGUUGGGAUGGUCACUUGACACCUCCAGAGGUGGCAUCAUUGGCUGAUCGUGCUUCACGUGCCCGAGACUCUAACAUGGUGAGAGCAGCAGCAGAACUGGCCUUGAGCUGUCUGCCCCAUGCACAUGCAUUAAACCCUAAUGAGAUUCAGAGAGCACUGGUGCAAUGCAAAGAACAGGAUAAUCCAAUGUUAGAGAAGGCAUGCAUGGCUGUUGAAGAAGCAGCAAAAGGUGGAGGUGUUUACCCAGAGGUUUUGUUUGAAGUGGCUCACCAAUGGUAUUGGUUAUACGAACAGACAGUGGGUGGACCCCAAGCUUCACGAGAAGGAACAGCAACUUGCACUGCCAGUGGUACCCGUGGAACUUUGGAAAUUACAAGGGGAAUGUCGGAAACAGGAGUAAUAACAGAACCUACUGCUGUGACUGUUACAGCUACAGUGACUGCUGCUGCCACUGUAGUACCAGUGAUCUCUGUGGGAUCAACUAUAUACCAACAGCAUGCCAUGGCGGGAUCAGCUAUUGCACAUCCACAUGCCCAAGGACUGCACCCAUACACCACUAUUCAGACUCAUAUCCCAUCAGUAUGCACCCCCCAGUACAUGGGGCAUCCAAUUCCACAUGUUCCCCGUCCUACAGUAUUUCCUGUUGCAGGAAGUCCAUUUCCACAGGGUGUACACCCAGCAUUUCUUGGACCUCAGUAUCCUUACUCUGUAGCAAGCAGUCCACAUCCAUCCCUGGCUGCUACAGCAGUAACCUUUCCAGGUGUUCCAGUGCCAUCAAUGACUCAAAUCACUGUGCAUCCCUUUCACACUGAAACUGGAUUGCCACUGUCUUCAAAUGUAGCAGUAGGUACUGUACACACUGGCUCAACAUUUCAGGCUAUUCAGGGAACGUCUUUACCUCCAUUGUCAACACAGACCCCUUCACUAGUGCCAGCUGGUUUUCCUUCGGAAGAUGAACAGCACAGCCAGCCAAUAAGCCCCCAAGGUCUCCACUACCUUCACUCCGCAUAUAGAGUUGGAAUGCUGGCGUUGGAGAUGCUGGGCAGAAGAGCACACAAUGACCACCCUAACAACUAUUCUCGAAGCCCACCAUAUACAGAUGACGUGAAGUGGCUGCUUGGUCUAGCCACCAGGUUAGGUGUGAACUAUGUGUACCAGUUCUGUAUAGGAGCAGCAAAAGGAGUGCUGAGCCCAUUUGUCUUGCAAGAAAUUAUAAUGGAAGCACUACAGCGGCUUAAUCCUGCACAUGUCCAUGCUCACCUGCGGACUCCUGCAUUUCAUCAACUUGUUCAGAGGUGCCAGCAAGCCUAUUUACAGUACAUCCAUCACAGACUGAUACACCUUACCCCAGCAGACCAUGAUGAUUUUGUUAACAUCAUUCGUAGUGCCAGGAGUGCAUUCUGCUUGACACCUGUGGGCAUGAUGCAGUUCAAUGACAUCCUGCAAAACCUGAAGCGUGGGAAACAGACCAAGGAGCUGUGGCAGCGAGUUUCUUUGGAAAUGACUACUUUUUCUCCAUGAUGCCAGCAUCCACCCCUCAAUGCCUCAGUGGUUAUUUGGAUUACACUUCUUUUUUGUGUUUCAUAUGAACACCCAUAUUUUUAAACCACUAGUUGCAUAUAAAUCUGCUGUGAUAUUUCUCUUCCAGAAGGUGUUUUUAUUCAGUCUUCCUUUUUUCAUUUGGUUGCGAAGGGGAAGUGUAUUAAUAACUAAAGGCAUGGAAGGGUUUCCAGAUAUGCUAGUAGUUUACGGCUGUAACACCUGAAGUGUUUGUUACAAUGAUGGCAUCUGCUGUCUUUUUAACCUUGUAAGCUGGUGUUCUGAAAGACUACUGAUAUUCAGUUAGACUCAGAUUUAUAUUCACUUGGGGACACUCCAGACUCCUUCAGUGGAACAUGACCUAAUUAUGCAGGACUUAAACACAUUUUUUUUCCUCAUCUGAAGAUGGGAGAUAAUUUUAAGUUAGGCAUCUUAUCUCACUUUAAAUUGUCAUUGUUUCUGUGGGGGUUCAUUUUCUGCUGUUAUGGAAGAAGUAUGCAGAGAGAUACUGAUGCAUUUGUGCUAGCAAGUUAAAUCUACCCAUCUCCUAAUAUAGAACUGAGAAAUGAUUACUCGACUGGAGGUAUCUGUUCAAUGCUGGACACCACGAGGAAUCGUUAGUCUUUUUUUCAAUUUUGCAGUUAUUACAUCUGACUCAGAUAGGUUUAUUUCAAUUUUGUAAAAGAAACUUUGGAUUUAAAGUGUAAGAUUAAAACAUUCGAGUGUUUGA